Molecule: messenger RNA, 1029 nt
Organism: Brassica oleracea var. oleracea
Lineage: Eukaryota; Viridiplantae; Streptophyta; Magnoliopsida; Brassicales; Brassicaceae
Exons: 2
Coding region: 53-829 (258 amino acids)
Source: RefSeq, a predicted model, not a curated record
AUCAGAAAUUUAUGAAAAAAAAAAAACAAAAAAACAUUAAAAGAAAAAAAAAAUGGCUGAUAAAAAUGUACUAGCAAUAUGUCUGAUGUUUCUAGUAGCAUCAAGUGUGGUGUACGAGGCGCAAGGAACGUUCUUGCUAAAGAUGUACUUGAGGAGGAAAAUGUUUCGAAGGGCAAGAGACUUUACACCAUUCGCAUGCAAAGGUAUGUUAUUUUUGAUCAAGAGACUUCGAGGUGGGUGUCCCGCGACUAGAGAAUUCAAGAAAUUCUUUUCACUCUUCACGUCUUACGUUAAAUUCAUCAGCAAUGCCUCGGCCACAUCGAAAAGCACAGAUACACAGAUCACAUCACAAGUUAACGGCCUAGCCAGUGCUAUGUCUGAAUUAACUGCUGUUAAAGGCAGAGCACCGUCGAAUACGGAUUUUAGAGACGCAAUGCUGUCAAUGGGAAAAACUUUGAUUGAGCAGAAGAAAAGUGGUUCACAGAGUACGACAUUUCAGCAAAGGAAAGAGUUGGUCGUGGCUCUGGUGCAAUGGACUAAAACCAUCACUAUACUGGUAAAAACUGCUGUGGAGUUGAGAGUAGGAAAGUCGAUGGAUAUAUCGAAGCUAGGGCUUGACGUUGAUGUUAACUCCAUUGUUGGAAGUGAAAGAAUCCAAACUGGUUCUUCAAACACCAAGACGGGAAGCCAAAGCAACAUAAGCACAUCCGGAAGUGUCACAACCACCAGAUUUACUAAAACAGGAUCAAACAAUCAAACUGGUGUAAGAACUGAAACUGGUUCAUCAAACAUAAAAAACGGAAGUCAAAGCAGCGGUUUAUCACCAUGAGUCAGCCUCGUUGCCUAAACUGGAAAAUCUCUGCCGAAGAAGAAAGAAAUAGAUGUCGCGUUUAGGAAAUCCUUUGUUUCUCUAUAAUAAUCCCUUAUAUAUAUUAUUUCCUCCCUUUUUUAAUAUUUGAAGUUGUAGAUAAUUUUUUUGUUUGUUCCAGAUUAGAUGAUAUUUUCAAUUAACAAUACAAAAUUUAAAAA